AUUUAUAGAAAAAUGUGAAACACAUAUGUGAUUAAACAGGUAAAGUUGUAUUUUCGAUUUAGACGAGAACCCGGUAACAUGGAUGUAGUACAUGUGAAAGUUUUGAUUCUUUUUGGACUAUUAGUGGCUUCAUUUCUUAUCGGAUUUAUUCCAGUGAAAUGUAUCUAUCACUACAGAAGGAACAUGGGAACAUCAAGAGUGUAUCGUCGUGUGUUAAGCACUCUUAGCUGUUUUGCUGCAGGUGUAUUCAUGGCUACAUGCCUUUUGGAUCUACUUCCUGAAACAAUAGAGGCUUUAGAACCACAUAUCAAGGAAUCUAAGAAAUUUCAGCAUUAUCCUGUGGCUCAGUUUAUAAUGAUUAUAGGAUUAAUUUUAAUGUUAACGGUCGAACAAUGUGUUAAAAAAUACCAGGAAAAACGAGGAAGAAUUAGCCAUGAUUCAAAUGAUACGAAUAAUACCGAAAGAAACGGCCUUAUAUCCAACGAAGAUGAGUUUCGCGUAUCAUAUAGUUCAUCGGGCGUUGGAACAGACGACUCUGCAGGAGAGAAUAAAACACAUGACUUUGAGAACAGUGUAACCCUUUCGGUGAAGACAUCUGAAACAAAUAGUUCCACUCUGAGAUCUAUCUUGCUGGUAAUAGCUUUAGCUCUACACUCUAUUUUCGAGGGAAUAGCAGUCGGACUACAAAAACAAACCACUGAUGUUGUUGAAGUUUUUAUUGGCCUCAUUAUUCAUAAAGUAAUUCUUGCCCUCAGUCUAGGUAUGACAUUAAGCCAAAGCAAACUUUCGUUUUGGGCACAGAUACGAUCGCUUGUUACUUUCGCCUCAGCUUCGCCGAUCGGAAUUGUCAUCGGUUUACUGAUUGUGGAAUAUGGUCAAGGAACAACAUCUUCUUUGGUAGAGGGGAUCUUGCAAGGGUUAGCAUGUGGAACAUUCUUGUAUGUCACAUUCUUUGAAAUACUCAAACACGAAUUCAGCAUUCCAGACAUUCGGUUAAUUAAGACUUUAUUUUUAUUUCUUGGAUUUAUAUGUAUGUCAGGUUUAUUAUUAAUCCAUGACCAUGAUGAACACUGAUGGUUAGAUUCUUCUUUAUGUAAGUUUUAGCUGUUAUUUAAUUAUUUAACUAACCUAAACGUUAGGCUGUUUAAACUUUAAAUAACCAAUGACAUUUUUAUCGUGUGUUGUAAUACAUGCAACCACUUGACAAAAAUUUCCUGUUAAUUUUUAAAGAGGUAAUUUUUAAGAUUAUCGUCAUAAGAUAAAACAUCGUCAAAAGAUAAAAUCCUUGUAAAUGUAAUAUGUAUCAUUUCCUCAAAAAUAUCUAUAUAUAUAGAUAUAUGAUUUACUUAUAUAAUACGAAUGUUUGUUAACUUCGAAAUUUGUAUGUUUGUAAAUAUUGCCAUUUGUAUGUCAUGUAUUGUAUGUCAAUAUUUGGAUUUUACACCAAUAAAUAAUUUGAUUUGAUUUGAUAUGUAUUGACGCUUUGUCAUUAAAUAUCACCACAAUAUUGUUUUUAUUUGUAUUUUGCUUAUUUUUUUGUAAUUGAUGACAUUCCAAUGUUUGGAUUAAGUUUCAAUGAAAUGUUGGAUUUUGAUUUUUGCAAUAAAAAGAAACUAUUG
Messenger RNA from Mytilus californianus (California mussel), 1619 nucleotides. Its product is annotated as zinc transporter ZIP1-like. The transcript has a single exon. NCBI's taxonomy places the organism in Eukaryota, Metazoa, Mollusca, Bivalvia, Mytilida, Mytilidae. Bases 79 to 1074 code for a protein of 331 amino acids. Gene Ontology annotation, molecular function: zinc ion transmembrane transporter activity. Gene Ontology annotation, biological process: zinc ion transmembrane transport. Gene Ontology annotation, cellular component: plasma membrane. The record is from RefSeq and is a predicted model, not a curated record.